Molecule: messenger RNA, 2503 nt
Organism: Megalobrama amblycephala (Wuchang bream)
Lineage: Eukaryota; Metazoa; Chordata; Actinopteri; Cypriniformes; Xenocyprididae
Product: kynurenine--oxoglutarate transaminase 3
Exons: 13
Coding region: 98-1444 (448 amino acids)
Biological process (GO): biosynthetic process
Cellular component (GO): cytoplasm; mitochondrion
Molecular function (GO): pyridoxal phosphate binding; L-kynurenine:2-oxoglutarate transaminase activity
Source: RefSeq, a predicted model, not a curated record
CCAAUAAACUGAAAGGAUUCUUAUAUCGGUGACUGCAAUGUUUUGAAGUGAGCAAUGCAUAUUUGACACGAUUUUGACUUUUUUUUUGUUGCCAGAAAUGAAUAUACUCCCUAUUUUCAGAUCUGCUUUACGCGUAUUACAAACCAAUAGAUUUAGAACUUUAUCAUCUUGUCAACAUAAGAUGGCAUCCAUAAAACAUAAGAACGCGAAAAGAAUAGAAGGUCUGGACAAGAAUGUAUGGGUGGCCUUCACAUCAGUGGCAGCAGACCCUUCCAUUGUUAAUCUUGGACAGGGUUUUCCAGACAUUCCUCCUCCCUCCUAUGUGAAAGAGGGUCUCGUUCAGGCAGCAAUGGUAGACAGGCUGAACCAGUACACUCGUGGCUUUGGCCACCCAACUUUGGUUAAAGCCCUGUCAAAAGUAUAUGGAAAAGUAUAUGACCGUGAACUUGACCCGUUUAAAGAGAUCCUGGUAACAGUGGGUGGAUAUGGAUCUUUGUUCAGCACUAUGCAGGCUCUGGUUGAGGAGGGAGAUGAGGUUAUUAUUAUUGAACCUUUUUUUGACUGCUAUGUGCCUAUGGUGAAAAUGGCAGGAGCCAAACCUGUUUUAAUACCUUUGCGACUGAAGUCAACCGCAACAACCAGUAUAAGUAGUGCUGACUGGGUUCUGGACCAGGAUGAACUUGCUAGUAAAUUCAACUCCAAGACCAAGGCUAUCCUCAUCAACACUCCUAAUAACCCUAUUGGAAAAAUAUUCAGCAGGAAUGAGUUGCAAGGGAUUGCAGAUCUCUGCAUCAAACAUGACACACUGUGCUUCAGUGAUGAGGUAUAUGAAUGGCUCGUAUAUAAAGGCCAUGAGCAUGUAAAGAUAGCAACCCUCCCUGGAAUGUGGGACAGAACCAUCACUGUCGGCAGUGCAGGGAAAACAUUCAGUGUGACUGGAUGGAAGUUAGGUUGGUCAAUCGGACCUGAACACUUGAUCAAACACCUGCAGACUGUUAUGCAAAACAGUCUCUAUACGUGUCCGACCCCAUUACAGGAGGCUGUUGGCCAGGGUCUUCUUCGGGACUAUGAGCUGAUGGGUCAACCCGACUGUUACUUUUCCUCUCUAGCAUUAGAGCUGGAAGGGAAAAGAGACCGCAUGGCAGCCAUGUUGAGACAGAUUGGCAUGACUCCAGUGGUCCCUGAGGGAGGAUACUUCAUGAUAGUGGAUGUCACAGCACUCAAUCAGGACCUGUCACAUAUGGGAGAUGAAGAACCUUAUGACUACAAGUUUGUCAAAUGGAUGAUAAAAGAGAAGAAACUAGCUGCAAUUCCUGUAACAGCUUUUGUGGGGGAAGAUUCAGUAAAGCAGUUUGAGAAAUACAUUCGUUUAUGCUUUAUUAAGCAAGACAGUACCUUGGAUGAAGCAGAAGCCAUUCUGAAGAGCUGGAAAUCUGAUUUAUGAGAGCCUGAUAAUGUAGUAAUAAAUGUGCAGCACUGGUCAGAUAACAUAUUUUACUUGAAUUUUAUAUUAACCUAAACUGUGGCUGAAGUGUCUUUAGAGCUUGUAUUUACAGUUUUCUGGAUCAGUCAGUUUUAAAGCCUGUUGGGAUUAUGGUUCAAUUUUUAGAUUAAUAUUUUGUCACAGGCUAUUAGUUGUAUUACAUUUGCUGAAUUUAAUGCUUGUACAAAUAAAAUUCUUAUUGACACCAAACGUUACUGUAGGUAGAAUAGAAUGUGCUGUUAGUUCAGACCUUGUGAGAUGGAAACGGCAUGUUUAAUGCAGCACCGUGUAGUAUCUCAUUUAGCUGCAUUUCUGAUAUCAGGUUCCAUCAGUAUAACUAUAUCUGUGACUCUCCAUGCAGAAGUCAGGAAUUAUUUAGUUCCAGUGUUUGUUUUUGCAUUAAUUCACAAUUUUUACAGUAAAUCACAUUUACCCACAGAGUACAAUUCAUGUCAUGGCUGUGGUGCAGCAGUUAGAAACCAAAGCAUGCUUUCAUAGCAACAUUCUAGCAUGUUGAGCGAUGGUGCUUACGUGAGAGAUACAUGUUUGAUUCUGACCUGCAACAUGUCCUGGUCCCAUUUCUUUUGACCAAUAUUUUCCUGUCAUUCUCCACUGUCUUGAACUGUUUUUUCCCCAAGACAAUAUCAUUAGUCAACCUCAAGAUGGCAUUAUUCAGCCAAAAAUAUGUAAUACAGGUGGAACAUUAACACCUGGUUUCACAGACAGGUUUCACAGUCUAGUCUCAGGUUAAAAUGCAUGUUUGAGCUGUUUUAACUGAAAGAAACUUGCACUGAGAUAUUAAAAUAUGUCAGUGCCAUUGUUUUGUCUCAAAAACUUUUGUGUUCCGCCAAGAAACUUUGCGUUCGAUCGCAAAGAGCUCAAAAGGUUUUGCGAGCAAACGCAAAAGUUUAUGGAGGACGAAACCUGCAAAAACUAAUAAAAAAUAAAUACAUAAAUAAAUCCACAAAAUUAUACAUGCAUAAAUAUAUAAAUGUGUAAAUAAAUAUAUAAAUCCACAAA